Messenger RNA from Aegilops tauschii subsp. strangulata, 723 nucleotides. NCBI's taxonomy places the organism in Eukaryota, Viridiplantae, Streptophyta, Magnoliopsida, Poales, Poaceae. The record is from RefSeq and is a predicted model, not a curated record.
AUGAGGCUUCUUGAUAGAAGCUCCGGAGAGUCCCGCCUCCUUGACGCCAAGGCCGCCGCCGCCCGCCGCCUCGAGCGGCGCCGCCUCCUCCUCGAGCACCGCGCCAUAGACCUCGCCUCCCGCGCCCUCGCCGCCCGCGUUGACAUCGACGCCACCCACGCGCGCUGCCUCGCCGUCGCCCACGACAUCAGCUCGACCAACGGCAAGAUCGAGGACGCGCAGCGGAAGGCGGAGGAGUGGGACCGCUUCUACGAGUCCAACAGGAUGGAGAUGGAGGAGUUCCGGCCGUCGUCUCCACAGCCUCCAUCCACCACGGCCGCAACCACUUCUCAACCCCACAAGGAGCCUCCUGGCCUAGUUAAGUUCAGCGUGGAGGCAGCCCUGCAGGAGCUGCAGAGCAGCGGGUUGCACUCGGACGACGCCGGGAUCGGGGCUGCGGAAGCCUGGAAGGCCUACCUCAUGGCUAAGAAGGCCAAGCUUGACGAGUCCCUGGCUGCAGCCCGCCAGUUCAGAGCACUGCUUCGACAGCAGCUCCAGAAAGCCUUCGCGUCACAGAGGAGGCCCCGGCGGCGUCGAGCUGCUGUUGCUGCGGGCACAGCGACGUCGGCGUGGUCGGGAUGGUCGCAGCCCUUCAAGAUUCUCAACGGCGGCGUCUCGGCGCUGAUGGCGGAGUCGAUGGCGAGCAUCGGCGGGUACAGGUUCAGAUCAUCCAUGAAUUGGUAG